AAUCUCAUUCUCCCUAGCACAGACAACUGAAGCAAUCGAUGGAACCUCUCGACUGAAACCACCGUUCCUCACGCUCGCUAGAUCCUCCGCCGGAGUCAGUGGUCGAAUCCACAGUAUGCGGUGGUGAAUGGGUUUCCCUUCGCGUGUCCGCCGCUCGUCGCUCGCAAACCGUCAUCCUCCAUCGCCAGUUAACAAGCUUAAGGGAAAAGUCUGAACCGUCAUCCUCCAUCGCCAAAGCUUAAGGAGCAACAAAAGCAUCUCGAUUUCUAUCCUGUAUUACCAGCUUCCAGCUUAUUAAGCAGCUCACGCAAGGGAUACAUCUGAGGAUGAGAUAUUGGCUUUCGGUGGCUUGGAUGCUGUGGUUUUUGUAAGGAUACUUGUGUUUAGAAAGAGGCCAAGGUCUUGGAUGCACCAAAUAUUAGAAAUGACUACUAUUCAAACACUAUGGAUUGGGGGAAAAACAACAUUCUUGCUGUUGCUUUGGGAUCAGAAAUGUACCUUUGGAACUCUGUGAACAACAAUGUACAUAGGUUGUUUGAAGCCACUCACAAUGAUUGUCCCACAAGUGUUGCCUGGUCACGGGAUGCCAAACUUUUCGCAGCAGGAUUUAUGCACUCUAAGCUUCAACUCUGGGAUGCUGAGACUUCUAAGCCAAUAAGAGUCCUAGAAAGUCAUGGUCAAAGGAUUGGAACCAUUGCAUGGAGUGGCGAUACUUUAACUUCUGGAAGCCAUGACAAAUCUAUAAUCAACCAUGAUGUUAGAGCAAGAAGAAAUGUUAUUUCACGGGUAAAAGCACACGGAGCAGAAGUUUGUGGCUUAAAAUGGUCCAAAGGGGGAAAUAUGCUGGCAAGUGGCGGCAAUGACAAUCAUAUCUACAUAUGGGAAUCAUCUAAAAUGAAUUCAUCGAGUUUCUUGCAUUGUUUUAAGGACCAUUCUGCUGCAGUCAAAGCCCUUGCUUGGUGCCCUUAUGAUUCAAAUGUGCUUGCUUCUGGAGGUGGCACAAAUGAUAGGUGUACUAAGAUAUGGAAUAUUCAAAAAGAAACUUGCAUUCGCAGCAUAGAUACUACAGCUCAGAGCCCAGAUGGGUUAACAGUGGUGUCAGCUGGGGCAGAUGAAACUCUUCGCUUUUGGGAUAUUUUUGGGCCACCUGCUACUGAUACAUCAAAGAUCUCACAUCUGGAUAACCUUUUGUCCCUGAAGAUAUCCGCAUUAAGAUAACAUUUUCUUUUACGAGCUUGUUUGGUUGCGGACCAAAGAGCACUUGUUGGAGCUUAUUUAACUCAUUUUUUAGUAGCUCCAACAAGUUCUCUUUAGUCCGUAUCUGAAAUCAAUCUAAACCUGAAAGUCUCAUUAUUGUUUCCCUACUGAUUUUUCCCUACUGAUUUUUCUAAUUGUCCCUACUGAUUUUUUUAAUUGUCCUACUGCUGUAGUUUUCAGUUUUCAUGAUGUCUAAUAUCUAAAUCUUAUGUGAAGGUUGAUUUUGAAACACAAAUUGCUGCAAGAGACUCACAGGAGAAUGAAGAUGGUGCCCACAAAAAAUCAAAUGAUGAAAUCUACUUGGAGGUUGUUGGGGGUGCGAACAAGAAGGGGCGGAUUUAUGGAUUAGGUGCAGAGGCUGUAAAGUUCAAACGUUCUAAGGCCACGUCAUCUCUUGGCGUCUCACCCUCAGAGUAUGAGACAAUGAGAAAUCUUGUUUCUACUUUAACAGAGGAGAACAAGAAGCUAAAGGGAAAAAUGGAGACAUAUGAUGAAAAAUUUGCAAACUUGGACAGAUUCUUGGAGAGCUUUCCUCAAAGCAUGGCUUCACGCUCUGUUGAACAAUCACCUACAAAUCAGCAUAACAUAGAUGAUGAAGAAUUAGAGGAUGAUUUGGAUGGCAUUUGAUUUAGAUGAAUAUAUGUAUUUGAUACUAUGUUUUUAAUUAUACUUGACAUUUUACCAUGACUAUGUAUGGAUUCACUACUAUGGUUAUGUAGGUUGAUGAACAUGAUCUUAAAUAUUAAACUUCAAAUCAAUAGUAUAUUUUGAAUUACUUCUA
Messenger RNA from Lotus japonicus, 2038 nucleotides. RefSeq lists its product as uncharacterized. Gene Ontology annotation, molecular function: anaphase-promoting complex binding; ubiquitin ligase activator activity; protein binding. The transcript has 6 exons. The record is from RefSeq and is a predicted model, not a curated record. Gene Ontology annotation, biological process: anaphase-promoting complex-dependent catabolic process; positive regulation of anaphase-promoting complex-dependent catabolic process; positive regulation of ubiquitin protein ligase activity. Lineage: Eukaryota; Viridiplantae; Streptophyta; Magnoliopsida; Fabales; Fabaceae. Bases 445 to 1218 code for a protein of 257 amino acids. Gene Ontology annotation, cellular component: anaphase-promoting complex.